Messenger RNA from Mycetomoellerius zeteki, 5816 nucleotides. It is a transcript of the gene dtn, whose product is annotated as transmembrane protein 132C dtn. The transcript has 10 exons. Bases 736 to 5334 code for a protein of 1532 amino acids. Lineage: Eukaryota; Metazoa; Arthropoda; Insecta; Hymenoptera; Formicidae. The record is from RefSeq and is a predicted model, not a curated record.
CUCCCUCAAUUUCUUUUUUAAUUUCCGUCCCUCAUUCUUUCGUCUGACGCGCGUAAUCUCGUCGUUCACCAAGACGUCACCAAGUACGCGCCGUUUGUCAUCUCCGUCGUCUCCGUCGUCGUAGCGUUUGUCUGUCCCACUCCAGCACGCGUCGCGAGCGCCGGUAGUGCAACUUGACGUCUCUCCUCGCACGCGUACUACGCCGACUACGCGUAGCUACGCGUAGUAUCCAGCGGACGACGCGUUCGAGCGACACGUUCAACCACGUUCGACGUAACGCGUACGUAUACCCGAACGUAUAUACAUCUAUAUGCACACGCGACGAACGUAGAGUGCGUAAACUCGUAUCCACGCACGCGUAAGACGCGCACGUCGUCCGUCGUGGGCACGCGCGAGGAGGCGGUGCGCGCGACCGCCGAGAGCGUCGCCGUCGUUCCUGUCAUUUCGUUCGUGCGAACUAUCGCGUGCAAGAACGUUGUAAUGUACGAGUAUACGAUGUGAAUUGGAAGGACCCUGGAACGCGGCAGGGACAGAUUCUGUUCCGACUUGAGACUCGAGUGAAGUUGGGUGAGAGACGACUCGCGCGCGCGCCCCCGCGCGCUCGUCGUUCCAAGGAUUUUUCAGUGAUUCGCGCGAUACGGCGCGGAUCGGUUGGUGUGCGUUGGUCGCCGAAUCGGAGGAAGAAGGAGGAGUGUAAUCUCGAGUGUCAAGAUCAGCGAUGCAUCUCAGCGCGUGAUGGACAGGCGAAGCUUCCCAGCUAGAAGCAGCGGCAGUGGCGGCUUCUUCUCCACCGGCAGACUCAUGGAUACGUGGAUAUUCUUCCUAUUCGUCGCCAUUGCCGACGUGGCGGCAUCAGUGGAGGUUCACUUUGAGAAUAAGGACGGUGGAUUCUUUCUGAAGCACAUACCGCGGCAAUAUUAUCCGGCUCGCGGUACGUCGGACACCAUCCCGCCGCUAUCUACAAGUGUAUCGAAUAACAACAACAACAAUAAUGCAGGAAGUGCAGUACCAUCGCCGCCGCCUGGCUCUGUCCUCUCGAUCGACAAGUUUACCGUCUUCCAGACGAGCGAACCGGUAUCGGUGCGGGCCACGUACGGUCCUUUCAGCACGAAACAGACCGUACCAGCGCGUUACAUAGUCCCCGAUCCAUUGGAUGCGUUGCCGGGACCAGAGACACGACGUAAUCUUACGGCAGCAACAAUCCUUGACGCGCAGGAGCUCGGCACUCGCCAUCUGGAUAUGUCAGCUCACCUGGUGGGCAACAGCGUGCCGCGCGAUUCGCCCGUGCUUAGGGUGCUCUUCCAUGCCGGUAGCGAGGCCGGUGGUAGACGUCAACUGCUGAUGGCACGACAUCAGCGAGUCUGCGUGGUGUUGCACGCCACCCUGGCCAGUCCAUCACGGGGGAAUGCAGCGAGUAGGAGCAGCAGUGGACAUGGUUACUCUUCCUCCUCUUCCUCCUCUUCGUCUUCAUCAUCCGCGCUUACGGCUGCCUGCAGCCCCGAUGGCGAGAACGGCGUAUGUCUCGCGCAGAUUACCAUACCGGCCGAUUGGUGGGCACCAUUACCGCCGCCCGAUGCUUCCGGCCGUGUCAAGGUCGCCAAAAGUCUGCCGCGAUUGAUUCAAGUUGCUUACUCCGUGCUGGAACCGCGUACGGAGGAAGGAGGACUUGGUGCCGGCAAUGGUGGCGGCAGUGGUGGUGGUGGUGGUGGUGGUGGUGGUAGUGGUGGUGGUUCGGUCGAUGCUACCGGUGAAUCGGGAUUCUGUAGACCCAGGGUACAAAUACAGCCAGUUACUCCUCUAGGCCAAAUACCGCUCGCACCCAACAAGGCGGAUUACAAGGAACUUAGAGCGGAUGAUUCGUUGACGUUGUUGGUACCGCAUGGACCGCUCUAUCCGAGAUCCAGGCUGCACAUCCCGGCCUUCCUACAUCCCGUUAAGGUGACGGAUCCACGACAGGAGCGACCGCCGUUGAUCGUCGCGGUUUAUUUAAGAGCGCGAGUAAAGUCCGGCGUGAAAAUCCUGGAUGCUUCAUCUAGCAGCCCGGACUGGAUUGUCGUUAGCGAUGUCAAUGUGAAGAACACAGCCGCCACAUUCACAGCGCGACGUAAGGAGAACUCGUCGCGUGUAUCGAGCACGUCCGCAGAAGAAAUAAUGACGAUGCUGUUGGAGGCUAGCGAGGAAGGUAUAGGCGGAAGCUGGGACGGCGGUAGAAUUGUAUGGAGCGUGCGUUACGCGCUCGAAGGCGAGGAGGAGAACGGCUCGCAGUUGACGGGCGUCGAUCAGCAACAGCGAAUGCAGCAACGCCAGCUGCAGCACCAUCAUCAUCAUCAUGUCGAGAGACGGAAACUGCAGGCACGGCUAGAGAUACAGAAGGAUGAUAUACAAGCGGUGCUUCCGAUCUCUAAGAACUGGGAGGUGAUGAAUACAGCGGUGUUGACGGGACGUCAAGUGUCGCAGGGGAUGAAGGUUUUCAUUGUGAGCCAAGCCGGCACGGUCGCCGAUGUUACGCUGCAGUCGUCCUGUCAUUCCGAGGACGAGAGUGUCCUCAAGGUAUCAUCCUCGUGCAGUAGCGUGUACGUGGAUGGUUCGGAGAUCCGGGGUUCUAGUAACGCAUCGGUCCUCGUCAAAUACGGCACGUAUACUGGUCUAGCAAGAUUCACCGUGUGGAUGCCUGAAUUUCCAUUGGAAGUAAGCGUCGCAGACACACGGUUGAAUCAAAUAAAGGGUUGGAAGGUGCCGGAGGAGCAUGUAGCAAGUGCGAAGACCAAGCGAAGUUUGCUGAAUGCGACGCGGAUCGAACAGAAGACGGAAGUUGCUUCAACGUCGAUAAUGCCAUUAGAAACACCACUGGUAACAGCACGAGCGAAGAAGAGAAGCGCCGUUGAUCUGGAAGAGUCGAUAGAGGACACGUCUAUAGACGUGGACGAUCCGGACGAACUGCUCGAGGAGGAUGAGCAUGAGGAACGAUUCCGAUCUAAUGGGAAUGAUCACGGAUGGGAUACAAUCAACUCUAUCGAUCGGAAUCUAUCUCCGGCUAAUUGCAGAUUGCGUUUCCAGCAAAGUCCGGUUGAGGUACACGCCCGAUUCUUAGCAACUGAUCACGAUUCGGGUAGAGUCUCGUACUUUGUCAAUCGGCGCACCUGGUUGCGCGUCACUGACCUCGUAGUCGGCAUGCUGCGCGUCUCCGAUCCUAGAAUAGCGACGCUUCUUCAAGGUAGAUUGGUCCAGGGACGCGGAGUGGGUCGCACGGAGGUGCAGGUACUGUCACCGAUCACCGGUAGAGUCAUCGGCGCGAAGGAAAUCAGAGUCGGCAACGAUCGCGUGUCUGUGACACGUCUGUCUGUCCGGGUGGUAUCCGGACUUCAACUCAGUAUCAGUCCAGAUACUGCGAUCGAGAACGGAUACGUUGCCGAAACCUCGGUUACGAGAAGAUUGACCGCCCAAUAUCAGGAAGGAUUGCUGGACAUUGACGUGGAGUUCUCGGACAGUACCCGUACACCCCUCAGGGAAAUCGCUGUGAGCGAUUACCAUUUACUGGUGGAGAGUCUAGAUCCGGAAGUUGUGGCGUUUGCACCAAUGGUCGCUUCCCAUCAUCCACGUGUAAUCGCGGUCGGUGAAGGCCGUGGUGACUUGCUGCGUGUCAGUUUGCAACUGGCCGAUUCCUGCCGAUUAUCCGGUAGACGUUCAAGCAAGGGUUCUCAGAGGACGACGGCCGCUGCGUUGGCAAGCGCGUCGGCUAACGUCGAGGUGGAUUUCGCUUCGAGCGAGGUACCCAAUCGGCCGGAAUUCGUGCAGAACGACGGCGGUGGCACUGUCGGUUCUCAUCAUCAUAGAGAACGUAAAACUGGCCGGGGCGAAAUAGCUUCCGAUCUACACGACAUCCUCAUCGGGUUACCGCUGAAAGACGAGAAAGACGGGCACGAGCACGAGCCUUUGGUGCAGGCACGGCAGCAUCGCACGGCUAUAGCUAAUGGCAUGUCUUCAGGGGGUAUGGGCGGCGUCGGCGUGCGUCACCACGGCGUCGGGACGCGGAUGAGUCCGCUCGAGAUCGGGAUGUACGUGCUGCUCGCGGCGUUCUGCUUCGCGAUCGUUGUCUUUGUCGUCUCCUGCGUGGUGUACGCCAGCAAGUUCAAGCCCCAGCCACCGGACUCCCCGCUGACCGGCGCGGCCGUUCCGGUACUUUCUGGCGCGGGUGCGAGGGCGCGUGCUGCUGCAAACCAGCUGGCAUCUGGCAGACGACCGCCACGCGAAUCGACCACCAACGCACACGAUUGGGUAUGGCUAGGUAGAGCGACUCUCGAACGAGCUGCCUGCGGUCCGCAACAGGUACGCGUAACGAGUAAUCCGCUGGCCGGCGAAGGGGAACCCGAGGCUGAAUUGGGUACAUGCUUCGACAAUCCGAACCACAUCGAGCUACCGUCUGCCAAUCAGCGGCCUAGCGGCGGUACCAGUGCCAUCGACACCACCACUUAUUCCAAAAGGGACCGAGUAGCGCGAAACAGUUUCGCAGCAAAAUCCGCGAUCAAACCAUCCGCGGUGAUACCGCCUACAACGGCUACGACAGCAACAACAACGGUGUCGAUUGUGGUUCCGACUACCACACGAAACGACAACGACGAUAUUCCUCCGCCCUUGCCACCACACGGAGUGCCGAUCACGAACUCGACAUCAACAACGACAACUACAGCGACCACGACGGUCAGCACAAACAACGGCAAUAACGAAGACUACAAGCCACCGGUACCGCCGCAUAGGAACACGGGGGUGGGCGUACGAUUACCAGAACCGCCUGCGCCACGGAAGCAUCGCCAUAGGGCGUCUAGCGGUGGCAGCAGCGGUCAUCACGGAAAUAAUCAUCGGCAUAAUAGUAAAGCACCGCAGCAGUCAAAUCAUAUAGUCAAGUCGCAUGGGAAAACUAAAGUAGACAACGCAAACAAGCAGAAUGGCGAGGACGAGGAAUUCGUGGAGUUGGUGAAUCACGACGAUAACAAUAGACACCUCGCAAAGGAUGCUGGGAGAUCACGGGAAAUUAAGAGGGCGACUAUAGUUGGUAAUCCAAUGUACUCGUCGUUCUCCACUUCCGCCGUGGUAUCCACCGUUGUCUCUACCGUAAACUCAUCUACUCCUACUGGCGGUGCGGCUUCGUCUACCACAACAUCUCCGCCAUCUUCGUCACCGUCCGCCUCUUCCUCCUCAUCCUCCUCUAGCUCCUCUUGCGCUUCAUCCUCUUCCCAGGAACAAGAAGAAUCGGUGGCUCUCGAUGACCUUAAUCUAGGUAUGGACUACAAUCAGAUUAUGCAGUACUUCGACAAUCUGAAAGAGUCGAAUGCCUAGGUGAGGCCGUUCGACCUUUCCAAAGGUCGAGUAGUAGUCAACGUCGAUACGGAACACCGGGAUCCUCGUUAGUAGAUACAGCGAACGCGUUGAGUUGCUUCUUUUUUUUCUCUUGAGAAUUCUAUUGAAAAUUCGCGACAACUCACUCUCGCGGGAACGAGAUUCCGCUAUAAUCGAAAACGAUAAUUUCCCGGAUAUUUCGUAUUUUAGACUUAAUCUAGUCAGCUUCCUAGCAGCACAUCAAGAGUAACGCGCAAACGCAUACGCAUACACACAUACACAUACGUUCAUAUUAACAAAAACUUAAGAAAGGAAUAAUUCUUUUGCACACGAUUCACCCAGUCUCUCGACAAUUUGUUACGACCGCUAGCAAUUUUUCGGCGCAACGGGUGAAAGUUCCUCAAGUAUGAUAUAAUUUUCCGAUAUAUAUAUAUACGUAUUUUAUCACACCGAUACGUAAAUAAUGAUACGUAAAAUGUAAU